AUGAAGUUCACCACCCUGCUGUCUGCCGGCCUGAUGGCCGCCACUACUGCCAUGGCUGACACUUUUGCAUGGGAGAGGCUCGAGCUCAACAACUCGGUUCUGGUGAUUCUCGAUAUGCAGGAGGGCCUCUACAGCAUCUCCAGGGACUGGGGUGCGGUACAUCUUCGGCGCGCUCUUGGCAAGGCAUUCCCCUCGCUUCCUAUCAUCAUGACUACAUCGGCCGAGAAUGGCCCCAACGGUCCUCUGCCACAGGAGAUUCUCGACAUGUACCCGAAUGCGCCCUUGAUCAAGCGUAACGGCGAGGUCGAUGCAUGGGACAACGAGCAAUUCAGAAACGCCAUCAAGGCGACCAACCGCACCCAGAUCAUCAUCGCCGGUAUCGUAACGGAUGUUUGCACUGCUUUCCUUGCUCGCUCUCUCCGCGCCGAGGGCUACUCGGUCUGGGCCAACCUCGAAGCGUCUGGAACGACAACCAAGGAGAUCCGUGACAUCAGCAACGACCAAAUGAUGAGGGCCGGGGUUAACGUCGUCUCCCUCUUCGCCAUCGUCUGUGACCUCAUGCGCGACUGGCGCCACACCCCCGGCGCCAAGGAGCUCCUCCCCUGGCUCGACCGCUACCUGCCCGCCUACGGCAUGGUCGCCCGGGCUCACAAGGCCGCCAUCACCGCCGGCGAGAUCCAGCCCGGCGAGGACGUCCUGCCUUCCUAA
Messenger RNA from Parathielavia appendiculata, 708 nucleotides. RefSeq names its product Isochorismatase hydrolase. The record is from RefSeq and is a predicted model, not a curated record. The transcript has 7 exons. Bases 1 to 708 code for a protein of 235 amino acids. NCBI's taxonomy places the organism in Eukaryota, Fungi, Ascomycota, Sordariomycetes, Sordariales, Chaetomiaceae.